Molecule: messenger RNA, 1967 nt
Organism: Hibiscus syriacus
Lineage: Eukaryota; Viridiplantae; Streptophyta; Magnoliopsida; Malvales; Malvaceae
Product: auxin efflux carrier component 1-like
Exons: 6
Coding region: 5-1837 (610 amino acids)
Biological process (GO): auxin polar transport; auxin export across the plasma membrane
Cellular component (GO): plasma membrane; endoplasmic reticulum
Molecular function (GO): auxin efflux transmembrane transporter activity
Source: RefSeq, a predicted model, not a curated record
AAAGAUGAUCACGUUAGCAGACUUUUACCAUGUGAUGACUGCUAUGGUGCCACUUUACGUGGCCAUGAUUUUAGCUUACGGUUCAGUGAAAUGGUGGAACAUCUUCUCCCCCGGUCAGUGUUCGGGGAUUAAUCGCUUCGUCGCUCUCUUUGCCGUCCCUCUCCUCUCUUUCCACUUCAUCGCCUCUAACGACCCUUAUGCUAUGAACUUCCGUUUCAUAGCUGCUGAUACCCUACAAAAGGUCAUAGUCCUUGCGAUUCUUGCGGUUUGGUGUAAGGUGAGCAGAAGGGGUUGCUUGGAAUGGACAAUCACCCUCUUUUCACUCUCUACUCUUCCAAACACUUUGGUAAUGGGCAUCCCUUUGCUUAAAGGGAUGUAUGGGGAAUUCUCGGGAAGCUUGAUGGUUCAAAUAGUUGUCCUACAAUGCAUUAUUUGGUACACUUUGAUGCUUUUCAUGUUUGAAUAUAGAGGUGCCACGAUGCUCAUAUCUGAGCAAUUCCCCGACACUGCUGGCACUAUUGUUUCAAUCCACGUAGACUCGGACAUCAUGUCACUUGAUGGUCGACAACCUCUGGAAACUGAAGCUGAGAUCAAAGAAGACGGAAAGCUCCAUGUUACUGUCAGGAAAUCUAAUGCCUCAAGAUCAGAUAUUUUCUCCAGACGCUCCCAAGGUUUCUCUUCAACAACUCCACGCCCUUCGAAUCUAACCAAUGCCGAGAUCUAUUCUUUGCAAUCAUCGAGAAACCCAACACCAAGAGGCUCGAGCUUUAAUCACACUGAUUUCUACUCCAUGAUGAUGACCGGUGGACGCAACUCGAAUUUCGGUGCUGCUGAUGUUUACGGUUUGUCUGCCUCUAAAGGACCAACUCCGAGACCAUCCAAUUACGAGGAGGAUGGUGCUGGAGCUCGUGCUGGUUCUGGCACCGGUAAACCGAGGUUCCAGUACCACGCACCAGGCGGUCCCGGUGCAGCCCAUUACCCGGCUCCUAAUACGGGUAUGUUCUCAUCGACUGGAUCUAAAGCAAAGAAGCCUAAUGAUCAAGCUCAACAAAAGGCUGAAGAUGGUGGUAGGGAUCUUCAUAUGUUUGUUUGGAGUUCAAGUGCUUCUCCUGUAUCCGAUGUCUUUGGUGGUAAUGGCCAUGAAUAUGGAGCACCGGACCAGAAAGAGGUUAGAGCAGCUGUCUCCCCAGGGAAAGAUGAAGUACAUAUGGAGAAUCGUGAAGAGUACAUGGAAAGAGAAGAUUUCAGCUUUGGGAAUCGAGGAUUGGAACAAGAAAUGAACAACCAUCCCAAAGUGGGGGAUGACACCGGCAACGGCAAGCCCAAAACCAUGCCACCACCAAGCGUCAUCACAAGGCUGAUACUGAUCAUGGUUUGGAGAAAGCUUAUCAGAAACCCCAACACUUAUUCAAGCUUAAUAGGACUCACUUGGUCACUAAUCUCAUUCAGGUGGAAUGUACAAAUGCCUGCCAUAAUAGCCAAGUCCAUUUCCAUUCUGUCAGAUGCAGGGCUUGGCAUGGCCAUGUUCAGUCUUGGUCUGUUCAUGGCAUUGCAACCAAGGAUCAUAGCAUGUGGGAAUUCCGUUGCAGCUUUUGCCAUGGGUGUUAGAUUCCUUGCAGGACCAGCAGUGAUGGCAGCAGCUUCCAUGGCUGUUGGACUACGUGGCGUCCUCUUACACGUUGCCAUAGUACAGGCAGCUCUCCCACAAGGAAUUGUCCCCUUUGUCUUUGCCAAGGAAUACAACGUACACCCCGAUAUUCUCAGCACAGCUGUUAUUUUUGGGAUGCUAAUAGCAUUGCCCAUAACGCUAGUGUACUACAUUUUAUUGGGACUAUGAAGUAGCCAGCACUAACCUAAUAUAUCAACAUUUUAAUUAUUGUUUUUUUCCUUUUUAUUUUUUCGUAGUAAAGUUUGUAAAAUCUUAUUUUGUAGUCAAAUUAUGAAGAAAAAGAAUCUAGUUUGUUAUC